AUGGAAGCUCAAUCUCCAGGAUUGCCUGAGGUUAGAGUAGUUCACCAUCAAGAUUUGAACAAGAGAAUUCUUAUAGCACUCAUUGUUGCUUCCACACUCCUUGGAGGAAUCUUGCUGUUCCUUUCAUGUUUUUGGAUCUAUAGACAGAAAACCUUGAAGCAUUCCAAUGGGAAAAAGGGAAAGCCAAUUGAGGCUGCAAAGGGGAUGCAAUUCAAUCCAAUGACAGUUGAAUUUAAUACCUUGCGAAUGGGGAGUAGGAAGGGUUCAGUUGCAGUAUUCAAUUAUCAAUCGCUUGAAGAUGCAACAAACAAUUUCAACGAAAGUAAUGUUUUGAGUGAGGAUGGUUCUGGACUUCUUUACAGAGCUAGUUUUGAUGACAAACUUAUUGCAGCAGUUAAGAAAGUAAAUAGUGAAGGUCCGGAUUCUGAUAGAGAAUUUAAGAAUGAGGUGAACUUGUUGAGCAAAAUCAAGCAUCAAAACAUCAUUAGACUUUUGGGUUACUGCAUUCACAGUGAAGCAAGGUUUCUUGUUUAUGACAUGAUGCAGAAUGGAUCCUUAGAAACUCAGUUAUGUGGACCUAAUCAUGGGUCAGCUUUGACUUGGCAUCUACGGUUGAAAAUCGCUGUUGAUGUUUCCAGGGGAUUGGAAUAUCUUCAUGAGCAUUGUAAUCCCCCUGUGGUCCAUAGAGGCCUAAAAUCAUCUAACAUUCUUCUGGAUUCAAAUUUUAGUGCUAAGCUUUCAGAUUUUGGUCUUGCUGUAACUGCUGGGAUGAAGGAUAAGGACAACGUAAAGCUGUCAGGAACUUUGGAUUAUGUAGCACCAGAGUACAUUUUGGAUGGUCAGUUAACUGAUAAAAGUGAUGUCUAUGCUUUUGGAGUUGUCCUUUUGGAGCUCUUGAUGGGAAGAAAAUCGGUGGAAAAUAAAGCCGGAGCUGAAAGCCAAUCCAUAGUCACAUGGGCCAUGCCCCAGCUCACUGAUAGAUCAAGGCUUCCAAACAUUGUGGAUUGUGUGAUAAAAGAUACUAUGGAUUUAAAACAUCUGUACCAGGUCGCUGCUGUGGCAGUACUAUGUGUACAACCUGAACCGAGUUACAGGCCAUUGAUAACAGAUGUUCUGCACUCGCUAAUCCCUCUCGUCCCUAUCGAGCUUGGAGGGUCGCUGAGGAUUGCAGACUGUGUACCCUCAGCCUGA
Messenger RNA from Prunus armeniaca (apricot), 1191 nucleotides. The record is from the annotation of a GenBank genome assembly. Lineage: Eukaryota; Viridiplantae; Streptophyta; Magnoliopsida; Rosales; Rosaceae.